AUGGGUGAAAAUUCAGAUUGUGGAAAUCUACCUGAAAGCAAUGACGAAAACCCUGACAAGCCUAGACGUCCAAGAAGAAAAUUGUCUAAUGAAGAUAAAACGAUUCCUCCUCCUGUCACAUCAACUGAAGUUAAAAAAGAGCCUAACCCAUCUGGGCAUAGACACGCUUUACAUAACAACAACAAAACUUCUGAUGAAAAUGUGAACGAUAAAUAUAGAGAAGCAGAUAAAAAAGAAAAACAUGUUAUUAUAGGUAAAAGAUCAAAAAAUCCAAAUCCAAGUCCAGGUACAUCAAAUUUAAAUAAAAGCACACUGUUACAAGGAGACUCUCAGAGUUCCGCAAAUAGUGAAAUUUCUAUUGCUAAUGAUCAAAAGAAAAAAUACGAAAAUGAUGAAAACAAAUCAAUGGAUACAUAA
This is a messenger RNA of Chironomus riparius, 417 nucleotides long. NCBI's taxonomy places the organism in Eukaryota, Metazoa, Arthropoda, Insecta, Diptera, Chironomidae. The record is from the annotation of a GenBank genome assembly.